AGUUUGUGCAUAGACGAUCUUUGCUCUGAGGUUGAGACGUUCGCUUCCUGUGGUGUGUGUGUGACUCCAUCCUUUCCAAGAAGCAACCAUGGCGUCAGGCCUACCCGGUGUCGUCUUCUUGGCCCUACUAUGUGCCGUUCUGCCCAUCUGCGUGUCUUCGGACGAUAAACACUGUCUGGCCUACACCGACUCAUCAAGCCAGUAUCACCCAUAUGAGCGAUGUGUCCAAGGAUUCUGCUGUGGUACUUGCCAAUCCAAACGGUGCUGUAGCGAUAGUUUUUGGCGCUUUACGGAGGAUAGCCAAGAAGCAUGUGAAGCCCGACCAAUAUUCAUGGAAUCCUCCUCCAUGUUGGGUUCCGUGAUCGGCGGCGUCAUCUUUGUGGUCGUGAUGCUCAUCAUCUGCUGCGUUUGUCCCUGCUGUUGCCUGUACAAGGUGUGCCGCAAGCCGCAACCGGUAAUCGCGACCACCACUCACACCACGGUUGUGACCAACACCCCUCAGCAUUACCCUCAGCAACCAACUACGUCGCCUGGGCAACCACAGCCCUACCAGGGGACCCCUUAUCCAGCCUACCAGCCUGUACCAAUGCAGGUGGGAUAUGGAGGCCAGCCCAUGCCACCUCAGGGAUACCCACCGCAGCCCAUGCCCGCUAUGCCCCAUCCAGGGCACCCUUACACACCGGGACCACCGCCAACCUAUCAGGAAGCCACUGGCCCGGCCUACCCUCCCAACCCGAUGCCUUACAGCCAGGCUGCGUUCACCCCUGGCCAGCCGUCCUACCCUCUGCAACCCCCCAUGCAGCCGCAGGCCAAUGCUACAGCAGCCCAGAUGGACUACCUGGCUCAGCCGGCGUACAACCCAGAUUUUGUCUCUCCGCCACCCAAGAUGGGAUAACUGGCACGUCCAGUUUGCUGCAGCAUCUUCAAAGAAUUUUCCUUUUCUUGCUUUUUUAUCAUCCACCCAGGCCAUUUCUAUACACACUCAAUGCACAGAAGGUCCGUGCAUGCUUUUUUUGUGAAGAGAUAUUUGCCUUGCAUUUCUCAGGAAGCAAAUCCACGUUUCCUGCCUAUUUUUUUUUCUUCUCUUCGUUCCUUGAACCUGCCGCAAAUCCUUAGUGAGCUACUGCAGCUUGAACUAUCUCGACCAUCUUCGGCCACGUUUGAUUAUUUCAGUGUGAAAAUUGGACACGUUUUUGUAGUGUUCUCUCGUGCUGACGUUACUGCCUUUUAGCACCGUUUCGCGUUCUCAUCAUUAGCUGCUUCUGUCGUCUGCCAGUACUAUUACAACGUGUAACCACAGAUAAAGUUCUUUUUGUGUGUGUGUGUGUGUGUGUGUGUGUGUGUGUGUGUGUGUGUGUGUGUGUGUGUGUGUGUAAUUGUUGUAAUGCGUUUUUGUGGCAGUUGUCAUAUAUGGCCUUGGCACUCUGCGGGUUUUUCAAAGUGUGGGACAGUGAGACUUACUUUACAGGACAUAAAACUAUUGUGUUGCGUACGUUAAGGUAUAACAAAAUGUAAAAAUCUUGGGUGUUCAAAAUGCUGUGUGAUAGCUCAGCAAGAAACAGUAUUAUGAGAUAUUUGCAACCUUAAUGACACUUAAACAUAACUUUUAGAAACGUGUCGCAAGGUGUGUGUGAAAUUUCAAGUCGUCGCAUUUUUGCACAAACUAAAAGGGAUUUUGAGGGCGCACUUUUCACAUCCCAUUCUGCAAUCCGCAAAUUUAUAGAGCAUCAUCCUGGUUCUGUUACUUUCUAUGUCGUAUUAGCUAAACGAGUUGUCAAUGCCACUGCAUAAAUUCCAGCGUGAAAUUAACACCAGUUUAGAUAAGCAUUGUAUUUAAGUCCUUUUUGUAUAUCAUUUAUUUUCCCCUCGCAACGUAGGAACAAAAAAAAA
Messenger RNA from Hippocampus comes (tiger tail seahorse), 1890 nucleotides. Its product is annotated as protein shisa-5-like. The record is from RefSeq and is a predicted model, not a curated record. Lineage: Eukaryota; Metazoa; Chordata; Actinopteri; Syngnathiformes; Syngnathidae. Bases 89 to 895 code for a protein of 268 amino acids. The transcript is spliced from 5 exons.